UCCGGCGGAUGCUACCAUCACCGAUUUCCAUUCCACAGCCCUCUCUGCCUCGCUGCUGAUCGGUGGGUGCGCGGUAACUUUAGGCCUAGGGGAUACAGCCUAUUUUCUGUUACCGCUUAGCAUGCAUUGGUUUCCGGCACCAGAGAAGUAGCCGGUUACUUAGAUACACCUUUGACAUAUGCGGUAGCGCAGUAUCUGGAGGCUAUAGGCCCUAGUGUAGCAGUCGCGAAGACACACGCGCGAGGCAGUGGGGACGAAAUACGGGGCCGAGUAGGGGUGGGUCCAUUUCAUGCGGAGAGGAAGCGUAUUGCACUACGACCGUCUUGACCCGGUAAAAAGACCUGCUUCUGGUGGACCGGAAGAUUUGGGACAGCAUGCUCCUCGAAGGAUGGCCAUUAUGAGUGAGAUCGAGGAACAGGAACGAAAAAUAGUAAAUGAAUUUUGCCACUUGUUGGAGAAAUCCAAACAGCUCUUCAAUGGCCUCAGAGAUCUGCCGCAAUAUGGGCAUAAGCAAUGGCAAGCAUAUUUCGGUAGGACAUUUGAUGUAUACACCAAGCUGUGGAAAUUCCAGCAACAACAUAGGCAAGUCUUAGAUGUAAAGUAUGGAUUAAAAAGAUGGCAAAUAGGAGAGAUAGCCUCCAAGAUAGGUCAACUCUAUUACCAUUACUACCUUCGUACCAGUGAAACAAACUACCUGAACGAAGCAUUUUCAUUUUACGCCGCAAUCCGAGCGCGGGGCUACUAUUCCAAAGCAAGCAAAGAGGAAAGCCUGCCCUACUCGCAUCGUUCGGACCUCAUGGUGAAAAAGUUACGCUACUAUGCCAGGUUUAUCGUCGUCUGCCUCCUGCUCAAAAAGAUGAAGCUUGUGAGAGACCUUGUUCGGGAACUUGCCAAACAGAUAGAUGACUAUACUGCAACUUAUGAGCCUGAGGAUCAGCUAGAGUGGUCGCUCGUGCUCGGGGAGAUCAAGUCGUUCAUUGACGCCGAUAACCUGGUGAACGUGGUAGACCUGGAUUCUUCUUCAAUCGUGCUGUCGCACAGGCUGAGCCCUCUGAACGUACCCCCAAUGGAGAAGGUGCCUGCAACCCACCUCAGUCUUCAAGAGAUACUUAUUGUUGGGAACUGUUGUGACCAGCUGCUGGACGUUCCUCAGGUGAAGUUCAGCGAGCUGACCCUGGACAUGUUCCGAAUGCUGCAGACAUUGGAGAGAGAGCCCCAGGAAGACACCACACAACUAUACGAUGCCUCUCCUGCACCAGGGCGCGUGCCAUUUCCUGAAAAUGGAAGUGGGGAGCUCGGCACUGGUGGAAGGCCAGGAAAGCGUGAGAAUCCACAUAAAUACCUGCUAUAUAAACCGACCUUCAGCCAGCUCUUUGUGUUCCUCGCCUCCGGUUUCAAGGAGCUUCCACCAAAUGGCGUUCUGCUCCUCUACCUGUCUGCGGAUGGCUGCUUCCCCAACGUGAAGCAUCCAGACGAUGUGGGAUACGAUUACGGAGGUGUGGCAACUAAUAGCAAACGUGAACCUGAACAUUCGAACAAGAGGAGCAUUCAGCUGAAAGACAUGCAUUGCCUUUAUCCGGGUGACCUGUACCCGUACACGCGGAAGCCCCUUUUUCUCAUUGUGGACAGCGACAACAGCCACGCAUUUCAGCAUGUUCCACGUUUCUUCGGGCAGCCCUUGGUGGCGCUAAUGUCCCCCGAAGACCUUCCUCCUGCCUUUCACGAUCAGCAACACAAAGGCAACCUGUUAACGUUGUUCCUGCACAGUCCAUUGACCGCGCUCUGCUUCAUCUGUCAUGUGGUUGAUGUGCCAGUCUCUCUGUGGGAGAAAGCUCACUGUCACCUGAACCGUUUCAUGGCAGAGGCCAGUCGAGUGCUCAUUCGCUCUCGCAGCAUAGAUCCUGCAUACUUGCAGUUCUAUGGGGAUGACUUCCUGCGGUUGCUGAUGCUUAGGUUCGUUUUCUGUCACAUUGUCCUGAAAUUACAUCGAAUGUUCAAGAUGAAGUAUUCAAUGGGGGAGCCCGAGAAUGUGUAUCAGAGGACAUCCCAGGGGACGACGGGCACACCACCCUACCAGUCCAUACCGGGCUCCAACUACCUUCCACGCUCACAUCCUCCGAUCCCCGAAAGCGAAGUGCUCGAUCAUCCGGCGCUACAGCGUACCGUUCUGGAGUUGGCCAGUGUCCUGGAUGUCCGUUCCCUAUUUUCCGAGCUGGACGAGGCCGACUGACGUGCAGUCAUGUUCACCUUGGCCUGAGAUAUAGUGACUGUAGCAAUGUGCUCCAAGAUCUUUCAUCUCUGCACCGUAGAUGCAUUAUUCCGAAAUUGAACUUCACAGACGUCAUGCCUUCAAGCCGCCCUUCACCUCCCGUCGACAGGGUGUGCUGGAAACGGAAAUUGUGUCGAGGCUCGGAAGAGGUCUUCGUAGAGGUGGAGCCCCCGAGCGACGGGCACGAAAUUGGAGCUCUCCGGGUGUUGGUCCACACGAGAGCUGCUGAUUGUGUCGCAUUUUAAAGCGAGGCGUGAAAUUAUGACAGCGUGAAAAAGAUAAUUAUUAGACGAAAAUAGCGAAGACUGUUUGUGGCAUGGUGAGAACGUUGUUCUGAAGUGUUGGCUGGUUGUCCCACCAUGCCUUUACAUGUACAGUUUGGCCUCUAUGUAGCAAAGAUAUAUAUAGAAAAGUGACACUCUAGCUUCUCCUCAAGAUAUUUGCAAAAUUAUCAAGUUAUUGAAUGCGACGCAAGGUUUCUUGCUGACUGGGUCAGUCUCUGGUAGUAAUUAAGAAAAUAACUUUAGCUAGUUAGUUUUCGGCAACCACAUUUCGAACGCGCUGUAUUGCAAGGUUUUUCACGCGCGAGUGCCAUAGUGUCGAGGCUUCAAGUACCCUGCCAAUUUUUCCAAAACAGGAAUUCCAUGAAUUUUGCCAUUUCAUCCACAGCCAGGAAUGCCUUACUCUAAUUCCCACUAUGCUGUUGGGUCCCACUUGAAAUCCUCUUAUCUAAGACAUGGUGUAACUGCCUGGACAGUACAAGCACUACAACAUUUUGUUUUUAGAGUGGCAUUGAUUCUGCUUUUUACUAAGUUACUAUAACAUGGUAACUGCAGCUGUAACUGGUUAGGUUAGGUUGGGUUGGGUUAGGUUAGGUUAGGUUAGGUUAUUUGUGCACUGACUGUACCCAUGACUGGACUAGAUGCAGCACCAGCUCCCAUGACAUAGUGGUUAGGAUAAUCUCUUUCCACGCUGCGGGUGACGUGGGUUCAAAUCCCUGCACCGGCUGUGCUGUCUGAGGUUUUCCCUAGGUUUUCAAACAGACUUCCCAGAGGAAUGUCAGCACGGUUCCUCUUGAAGUCUGCCCAGGAUGCAGGAUACAAACCCCCCUGUCCCCCACUCCUUUCUGCUGUCCUCUCCACGCCACUCAAAGCCACAGUUGCUUUGCGGUGCUAACAGAAUUAAUAAAUAAACUAGUCAUUUAUUUGCUCUGAAAGCAUGAGCUGCUUCCUACCUAGCAGCAUGUGAUGGCCAUUAUGCUGAGCGUUUUGAGCUGAGCUUCCUGGUGUUCUACUAGAAGUGAUCUGUCCCUGCCAAAACACACACACAUUCGCGUGGAACAUAUUUGGUGUUGAAAUGCACCGUAUUGCAGUGCUGGUCUGUUACACUAAAUGCACGGCUUUAAGCGUUCAAUUUGUAACGCUAUUAUGCACUAUUUACGUGCAACUAAAUUGGAAAAUUCGGAUAUUUUGUUACAUUGAGGUCGAACUGUACGUGCCUUUGUUUAAUACCUUGUUCACUAGUCAUUUUUGUCUGUUGUGUUACGCAUAAAUUACAAAUUGCUUUCUAGUCAUCGUUAUAAAUAUUGCAUCAUGUGG
This is a messenger RNA of Ornithodoros turicata, 3867 nucleotides long. Its product is annotated as protein SCAI-like. Bases 290 to 2230 code for a protein of 646 amino acids. The transcript has 14 exons. Gene Ontology annotation, biological process: DNA-templated transcription. Lineage: Eukaryota; Metazoa; Arthropoda; Arachnida; Ixodida; Argasidae. Gene Ontology annotation, molecular function: transcription corepressor activity. The record is from RefSeq and is a predicted model, not a curated record. Gene Ontology annotation, cellular component: nucleus.